Molecule: messenger RNA, 2257 nt
Organism: Entelurus aequoreus (snake pipefish)
Lineage: Eukaryota; Metazoa; Chordata; Actinopteri; Syngnathiformes; Syngnathidae
Product: zinc finger protein OZF-like
Exons: 2
Coding region: 391-1659 (422 amino acids)
Biological process (GO): negative regulation of transcription by RNA polymerase II; regulation of cytokine production; regulation of immune system process
Source: RefSeq, a predicted model, not a curated record
AACACAAGUUGGCGAACACUCGUUCCACGAAGACGCCGCGGCCACAACAAGAUGGCGUUUGACGGAUAUUAUGGUUAUUAUUAUAGGUCAUCGUUCUUAACCAGCACAUGUUCACAUAUAUGUGUCUUAACGGGUUGGACGUCGUUAAUAAUUGUUAAUAUGUGUAUACAUUAGUCUGAGCGCACGUGGACGCUGCUAGCCUGUCUCGCUAGUUAGCCUAGCUUGUUAGCUACUAGUUAGCCUAGCUUGUUAGCUGCUAGUUAGCCUAGCUUGUUAGCUGCUAACAAAGUCUAGGAAUUUGUUUAUCAUUCAGGGAAUUGAACUCAAGUCACUGGGGUGGGAGGCAGAUAUGUAAUACAUUCAGUCACGCUUAGUUGUUAUUGUGUGAAAAUGUGCGACAGCACUAUAGCAGAACACGAGGAGGAAGUUUGUCCAGCAAAAGAGGAGAAGGAGCGACAACAUCAACUACUGGACGCUUAUUGUAAGAAACAUCAUCAAGUUGUGUUACACAGAACAGAUGUCAAGCAGCUGCUUGGUCGCCAAGAAAACCCUUCCACUCAGUCACUGGAGGGGAGCUCCACUUUGAAGCAGGAGGAUUCACAUCCCCCCCACAUUAAAGAGGAAGAGGAGGAAUGUUGGAUCACUCGGGAGGGAGAGUGUCUUCUAGGGCAGGAGGAGGCUGAUCUCACCAAGUUUCCACUGACUGUUGUCUCUGUGACGACUGAAGACCAUGAGGACCAGCAGACAAAGUCCUCACAGCUUCAACACAGCCAAAGUGAGGAGAAGAGAGCUGUGGAACGUUCAAGCAGCAGCUCAACACAACACAUGACAACAGAAGCUGAUGGAGACCACUGUGGAGGAUCACAAGCAGACAAGCUCUUAGCUCCACUAUCAGAUAGUGGCGACACAACGUCACACAUUAAUGUAUAUAUGAAAUCACACAUACAAAAACACACAGGAGUAAAACCCCUUUGUUGUUCAGUUUGUGAUAAAAGGUUUUCCGACAGAAGUAAAAUGCAAACACACAUGGGAACGCACACAGGAAAAAAAACUUUUAGUUGUUCAGUUUGCGGCAAACACUUUCCCAACAAAAGUAAAAUGCAAAGACAUUUGAGAACGCACACAGGAGAAAGACCUUUCAUUUGUUCAGUUUGCGCAAAAGACUUUGUCCGAAACUGUCAUUUGACUGAACACAUGCGGACGCACACCGGAGAAAAACCUUUCAUUUGCUCAAACUGCGGCAAAAGGUUUUCUCAAAGCAGAAGGAUGCUGACACACAUGAGAACCCACACUGGAGAAAAACCUUUCAUUUGCUCAAACUGUGGAAAGAGGUUUUCCAAAAACUCAAAUUUGACUCAACACAUGAAAACGCACUCAGGAGAAAAACCUUUCAAUUGUUCAGUUUGCGGGAAAAGAUUCUCCAACAAAAGAUAUAUGCAAUCGCACAUGCAAAUGCACACAGGAGAAAAACCUUUUUGUUGUUCAGUUUGUGGUAAAACAUUCUCUGACAAACGUAAUAUGCGUAAACACUUGAGAACACACACAGGAGAAAAACCCUUCAGUUGUGUAUUGUGUGGUAAAAGAUUCUCUGACAAAAGUAAUAUGCAAGCACACAUGAGAAUACACACAAAAACAAAAACUUUUGGAAAUCCUCUUUGAAUGGACUUCUGAUGAUGUUUGUGAUGAAGGUGGUUGAUCGAUCUGUUAACGACCGCUUUUGUGACCAACUUUUCCUUUUGGUCGCUGAAAGGUGAAAGUGGAUUCUUGAAGCUUGUAUGACAACCUGGCUCUACAAAGACGCUGGGAUUUAGACUGUUUUGUGUAUUAGAAACGCUGGCUCCUUGGUAAUUAUGUAGAUAGAUCGUACUUUAUUGAUUCCUUCAGGAGAGUUCCCUCAGGAAAAUUUAAAUUCCAGCAGCAGUGUACACAAUGGAGAUAUAAUUUCAAAAGUAAAUGAUAAAUAAUGGGGGUAUAUGUUAUUGUUUUGCAUCGCCUGUCAUCCUAGUACCCCCUUCCCCCCCAGAGAGGAGUUGUACAGUCUGAUGGCGUGUGGGACAAAGGAGUUUUUUAGUCUAUUAGCCCUGCACUUGGGAUGAAGCAGUCUUGCACUGAACAGGCUCCUCUGGCUACUGAUAACGGUAUACAGAGGGUGACUGGCAUCAUCCAUGAUGCUCACUAGUUUUUCCACAAUCAUGUGGCAGUAAAGAUAAUGUGGCGUAUAACUGAGUGUAUAAUAAAGUGGUCAAACAAAGUUACA